Drosophila miranda is the source of this 4167-nucleotide messenger RNA. RefSeq names its product neuroendocrine convertase 2 (gene amon). The coding region runs from base 383 to 2371 and encodes 662 amino acids. The transcript has 12 exons. Gene Ontology annotation, molecular function: serine-type endopeptidase activity. Gene Ontology annotation, cellular component: Golgi membrane; trans-Golgi network. The record is from RefSeq and is a predicted model, not a curated record. Lineage: Eukaryota; Metazoa; Arthropoda; Insecta; Diptera; Drosophilidae. Gene Ontology annotation, biological process: protein processing.
GGCAAACAGUUUUCAGCGCGCAGCGCCCAAGUGAAGUUCGUGGCAGCGCCUAAAAUUCAGCAGGAAGGAAAACCACCACCGCCGCACCACUAAAAGCACAACAACGACCAUUUAAAGAGCCAAAAAUAAAAGGAAAACAAAUCCUCAACCACAACAAAGACAAACUGAUUUUCGGUGCAUUGCUCUGCGAUUCGCGUAGCAGUAGGAAUCCAAUCCUCUUUCGUGUGCAGUGAAGCGCGGCCUUUAUUUUCGACACUUUCAAGCUCCCCAGUCCCCCACUCCGCCCCACGAAAACAUCGAGAGUGUGCUGUUAGCGUUGCCCCAUCGUCAGGAAACCAUACAGCCACACAGAGGAGGACAGGCCGGGUGGACAACGCGUGAGAUGUUCAUUGCAGCAGCCGCCUGGAGCUGCACUGCUGCUUCAUGGCGCCUGCUGAGCGCCGGGCUGCUAGCCCUCUCCCUGCUCCAACUGGCCGUUGAGACGGGUGCCGGAUCGAGCGGCGGAUUGGGCAAUCAGGCCGUGUUCACUAGCUCGUUCCUGGUGCGCUUCCGGCGCAACGUUGAGAAUGACUUCGCCCACCAGGUGGCCGACAAAUAUGGCUUCGACAAUCUGGGGCCGCUGGUCGGCGCCGACGGACACGAGUAUCAUUUCAAGCACCGGACCCUGCCGCAUGCCCGCUCCAGACGCAGUUUGACGCACACGCGUGCCCUCAAGAGCCAUCCCUCGGUACACACGGCUGUGCAACAACCCGGAUUCAAGCGCGUCAAGCGGGGACUGCGACCGGCAGUGCCUGCCAUUCAUGGCAUGAAAUUCGAUUUGAAGCAGGGGGAGGCCAACCGCAUCGAGGAGGAGCCCACGGACCCCUACUUCCCCAUGCAAUGGUACCUGAAGAACACCGGCCAGAACGGGGGCAAGGUGCGACUCGACCUGAAUGUGCAGGCGGCCUGGGCCCAGGGCAUAACCGGAAAGAAUGUGACCACGGCAAUCAUGGAUGAUGGUGUGGACUACAUGCAUCCGGACCUGAAAUUUAAUUAUAAUGCCGAGGCCAGCUAUGACUUCAGCAGCAAUGAUCCCUUUCCCUACCCACGUUACACUGACGACUGGUUUAACAGUCAUGGAACCCGUUGUGCCGGCGAGGUGGCUGCUGCCAGAGAUAAUGGAAUUUGCGGUGUCGGCGUUGCUUAUGACAGCAAAAUCGCAGGCAUACGCAUGCUGGAUCAGCCGUAUAUGACGGAUCUAAUCGAGGCCAACUCCAUGGGCCAUGAGCCGCACAAAAUCCAUAUCUACAGCGCCUCCUGGGGCCCCACGGACGAUGGCAAAACGGUCGACGGUCCCCGGAAUGCCACCAUGAGGGCGAUUGUCCAGGGCGUCAAUGAGGGUCGAAAUGGUCUGGGCAACAUCUAUGUCUGGGCAUCGGGCGAUGGUGGCGAGGAGGACGACUGCAACUGUGAUGGCUAUGCCGCCUCCAUGUGGACGAUUUCCAUUAACAGCGCCAUUAACGACGGCCAGAACGCUCACUACGACGAGAGCUGCAGCUCCACGCUGGCAUCCACGUUCAGCAACGGUGCCAAGGACCCCAACACGGGCGUUGCCACCACUGACCUGUACGGCAAGUGUACGACCACUCACUCGGGCACCAGUGCGGCGGCGCCCGAAGCAGCGGGCGUCUUUGCUUUGGCCUUGGAGGCAAACCCACAACUCACUUGGCGCGACAUCCAGCAUCUGACGGUACUGACAUCGAAGCGCAACUCUCUGUUCGAUGCCAAGAACCGCUUCCACUGGACAAUGAACGGCGUGGGCCUGGAGUUCAACCACCUCUUCGGGUUCGGCGUGCUCGAUGCUGGUGCAAUGGUGACGCUCUCUAAGCAAUGGCAUGCAGUGCCACCGCGCUACCAUUGCGAGGCGGGCGCGAUAACCCAAUCGCAGGCAAUUAUCAUGGGUCGCUCACUGUUCUGGGACAUUAAGACCGAUGCCUGCAAGGGCACUGACACGGAGGUCAACUACUUGGAGCACGUUCAGGCUGUGAUCUCGGCGAAUUCUACGCGACGCGGCGAUCUGGAACUCUUCCUUACAUCUCCCAUGGGCACCAAAUCAAUGAUCCUGUCGCGUCGCGCCAAUGAUGAUGACCAUCGCGAUGGCUUCACCAAGUGGCCCUUCAUGACCACUCAUUCCUGGGGCGAGUAUCCGCAGGGAACCUGGAAGCUAGAGGCACGUUUCAAUUCCCCUCAAACCCGACAUGGUAAUCUGCUGGAAUGGUCUCUCGUGCUGCAUGGCACCAAGGAGGCGCCCUAUCGCACUCUGCACCCAUCCUCGCCGCACUCGAAGCUGGCCAUCGUGAAGAAGGCCCACGAGGACAAGAAGAUGAAGUAGGGUGGGUCUCCAUCCGCCAGGUCCGUAGCGACUACCAUUAGGCAGCUUGGCGUUUUAUCAACGAGUGUAGAGAGAGAGAGAGAGAGAGAGAGAGAGAGAGAGAGAGCGAGGUUCAAUAAAAGUGCUGGCUGUGUUUUAUUUUGGAAUAGGAUUGAUUGAGAUUAAACUAUUGAUUUCUCUGCGUAUCUCUAAUUUGAUUUUCCUUCUUGCAGUUUUCGUGUUUGCUUUGCUGAACUGAAAGUUCAUGUUUCCAUAGAAAGUCUCUAAUGUUUUGUUAUCUUAAAAAUAUUAGUUGACUGAUUCUGUUGAGCUAGCGCACAGGGUGCCAUGGUCCAUUCCAGUACUUUUAUCUAUUCUUCUUUUCUGGAACUUGCAAAGCGCACAGUAGAAAAUCUAUUAAAUAAACUAGGCUCAAGCAGAAGAUCAGAGCAAAACUCCUUUUUGAAUAUCAGAGAGACAAGCCACAAUGAGAAACAGGUAUAGCAGUAUAUAAUAUAUACAUACAUAUAUAUAUAUAUACAUAUAUAUAUAUAGCUGAGAGAUCGAGGAAGGAGUAAAAGAAGUAUAUAGCAUAAUAAAACGAAACAAAGAAAACUAAAGAAAAAACAAAAAACGAAACGAAAACCCUAUGUAAAUGUGUAAUAUCUAUAUGUAUACAUACCCUAAUUCUAGCUGUGUACUAUGCUGUUAGAGUCCUUCUAUAUUUAUCUAGUAUGAAAUACGAGUGUUUACACAUAUUUUAAAGCUGCGUAUUUUGUUUUUCCCAUUACGUGUAUACAAAUAUACGAGUAUAUACCCAAACGCAUAUACAUAUUUACCUAAAGAUCUAUCUAAAUCUUAGCUAAAACAUAAAAUGUUAAUCCCAGUAAUCGCCAGCAGAAUAAGUUUGUUGCCGCUUCGAUUCGGUUGCAACUUCCAUGCCGGAUCGGAUGAUUCUGCUUUCCUUUCGAGACUCCUACGAGUACGUGUGAGAUGCAUUUACAUACAUAGUUUUCCUUUCAGUUUCUUUCGGGGGCCAAAACCAAAACCAAACCAAAACAAAACAAACAUACAUAAUGAUAUAAUAUUACGAGAAAAAUCACAAAAAGACACGAAAAAAUGAAAUCACAAAACGAUUGUAACGUGGAACGGAGCGAUGGUUAUGUUUGAGACAUAAGCAGAGGUGUUAAAGUACAAGUUCAGAACAGAGUGUUUAGCAUGUAACAUCAGAUACAGAUAAAGAUAAAGAUUGUUUUACCUAGUCUAAUAACUAAAUGACAGCGCAUUGUUAAAGUUUAUGGAGAAUGUGCCGUUGAAUGGAUACAAAUAUAUAUAUAUAUAUAUACAAAAGCAAACAUAUAUGAGUACGUACAUGUGUAAUUAUUAAUCGAGAACCCAUAUGAGAAGAUGCGGACAGAAACAUUAUAUACAUACACCAAAACUACAUAUAGCUAUACAUUCAUACAUAAAUGUAUGAUCCAUAUAUAUAUAUAUGCAAAAUACCACAAGAAUAAAUGCAAGCAGUAACAUAUGUGGCUGUUAUGUUGAUCUUUGAUGUUGUAGAAACAAAAACUGAAACUAAACCCAAACGGUACGCACUCACAGAUACACAACUACAAGCAGACCGUCAGUCAAAAGAUAAAGAUGUGUAGUAGAUGAUAGAUGUUUAACACACACACACAGAAAACACCGAUGUUUGGGUGCAUAUUUUAUUUCCAUGGCGUUCAAUAUGAUUUCCCGCCUUGGUUCGGUUUUACCAUUUCCAUGUAAUUGAACAGGAAGAUCAUUUAAGUUUGUAAAUAAAAGUUAAAAACGGC